Lactuca virosa is the source of this 1755-nucleotide messenger RNA. Lineage: Eukaryota; Viridiplantae; Streptophyta; Magnoliopsida; Asterales; Asteraceae. The record is from the annotation of a GenBank genome assembly.
AUGAAGCUAUACCCACCAGUAGCGUUACACCUCCGGCGACCGCUCUCCUCGCUCCUCUCCGCCUCUAUCGCUACGGAAAUCAGCUCCCUGCCGCCGCCGUUUUCUUCAUACCAAUCUCUAUCUUUCUCGCCUCCUUUUAUGUACCUGCAAUCUGUACUCAAUCAAAUCAAACUUCUCUUUAAAAAUCCACAAAGUUAUUCUUCUCUUACCACUCUAGAUUCAUUAUUAGCCAAACCCCAUUUGUUGGAUUCUGCAGCAUCUAUCGUCUUAAUUGAUUACUUGUCUCAGAUAAAGAAGCUUGGGAGGAGCAAAAGACUAAUUUCACAUUUAAAAUCAAGAGGAAAAGUAAGUGAUUCGUUUCUCUAUAGUUUAGUAUCUGAUUUUUUAGUUAAAGAUGGUACAAUUAACGAUGUCGAGAAUGUAUGGGAAGAAAUUUGUGGGCCAGUAAAAAGCUUUAAUUUCUCAAAUUACGUGAUUUUAGUGUGUAAAUUUGGUGGCGUUGAUGAAAUUAAGCAUAUUUAUGCGAGAAUUUCAAUGGGUGGUGGGAGUAUCUUAGAGAUACAAACCUAUAUUGCUUUAUCUGCGGCUUUAUGUAAUGUGAAUGAGGGAUUUUUGGCUAAAAAUCUUGUGAAGCAAAUGUAUGAUAAGGGUAUUGCUGUUGAUAACUGGACAUACUUUUUGAUGUUCCAGUGUUUUUGUAGAAAUGGGAAUUUUGAUGAAGCCGAUUUGGUAUUGAGAAAACUUGUACAAAAUGGAUUCACCAUUGACAUUUGUAUAUAUGGAAGCUUUCUUCAUGGUCUUUGCAAGUGGGGCAAACAUCGUGAAGCCAAUAAGCUGUUCCAAAAGUUGAUAAAACCAAAAGUAUCUAGAGAGAGAGGAGUGGUGUUGAAGGAGGGUAGAAGAGCAAUCUUUCAAUUGAAUUGUGAGGGUGUUGUUCCCAAAAUGAUGUGCUAUGAAUCUUAUUUCCGUGCUUUGUGUAAUUAUGGGAAACUUGAAGAGGCCGAAAUUUUGUUAAAGAAGAUGACAAGUGGUAGAAUGUUGCCUGAGAUUUGUGUUUAUGGUUCAUUUAUAAAAGCCCUUUUUCGAGGGGGUAGGGAUGAAGAUGCUAUGAAAUUCUUUAAUGUUCAAAAGAAAAAGGGGUUGGUUCGUGUGGAUGAGAUAGGUAGAUAUGUAAUUAUGGGGCUUUGUGAGAAGGGAAAAGUCGAUGAUGCUUUGAGGAUUUUUGAAGAGAUUGGGUGUAAUGAUUUGUUAGUGUUUAAUUGUAUAUUGGAUUGUUAUUGGAAACAAAGGAGGGUGGCCGAUGCGGAGGUUUUCUUUGAGAGAUAUCGGUUGUGUGGGAAACUUAAUGUAGAGACGUGUAUAAUCAUGUUGAAUGGAUAUUGUAGCCACAAUGAUGUAUCGAAAGCAGUUGUGGUGUUUGAAGAGAUGUUGAAGAGCAAAAUGAUGGUGGAUGGAGCAUCAUAUGAGAGACUUAUUUGCGGAUUAUGUGAUCAUGGGAGACCAAUUGAAGCUUUUCAAUACUUGAAUGACAUGAUUGAGGAUGGGCAUGUACAUUUUCUUUUCUCCAAGGGAUGGCCAUCACUCUUUCGGUCAAUCCUUGACCUUAACAUGGAUGAACAAAAAAUUUGUUUCUGUAAAGGUUCAUCAGAGUCAAGAAAGGCUGCUUGGUUCACUUGUUAUAUGUUUUCUUGCAAAGCUUCUGUCAUAUCUGCCACUUCCAUCUUCUUUAAGCUUCUAAGUCAUCUACACCAUUGA